AGUCAACUCAAAAUGGGUCACAACUGGUCUCUCGGUUUUAGGGUUCUCGCUUGAGAGCAACAUCUUUACUUUAAUACUUAAAUAGAAGUAAGAGAAACAGCUCGUCUCUCUGCUCCUCAACUCACUCACUCGCUCACAAACAAAUCCGUCUAUCAUUUCAGCUUAUUUUAUUAUUCACUUCUGGUGGGGCUGCACAUGGACCAGUACGAGAAAGUAGAGAAGAUUGGUGAAGGAACCUAUGGCGUUGUCUACAAGGCUCGUGACCGUGUUACCAAUGAAACAAUUGCUUUGAAGAAGAUUCGCUUAGAGCAGGAAGACGAAGGUGUACCUAGCACUGCAAUUAGAGAAAUCUCGCUCUUGAAGGAAAUGCAACAUGGAAAUAUCGUUAGGCUGCAGGAUGUAGUGCACAGUGAGAAGCGUUUAUAUUUGGUCUUUGAAUAUCUGGACUUGGAUUUAAAGAAGCACAUGGAUUCAUGUCCAGAGUUUGGGAAAGAUCCACGAAUGAUUAAAACCUUCCUUUAUCAAAUUCUCCGUGGAAUUGCUUAUUGUCAUUCUCAUAGGGUUCUUCACCGAGAUCUAAAACCGCAAAAUUUGCUUAUAGAUCGCGGUACCAAUGCACUGAAGCUUGCUGAUUUUGGUCUGGCCCGAGCAUUUGGUAUUCCUGUUAGAACAUUUACGCAUGAGGUUGUUACCCUGUGGUACAGAGCACCCGAAAUACUGCUUGGAUCACGCCAUUAUUCGACUCCUGUUGAUGUGUGGUCCGUGGGCUGCAUUUUUGCUGAGAUGGUGAACCAACGGCCAUUAUUUCCUGGGGAUUCUGAGAUUGAUGAACUAUUCAAGAUCUUCAGAAUCUUGGGUACUCCAAAUGAGGAUACAUGGCCUGGAGUGACUUCAUUGCCUGAUUUUAAGUCUGCUUUUCCGAAGUGGCCGUUUCAGGAUUUGGCAACUGUUGUUCCAAAUCUUGAAUCCAGUGGCAUUGACCUUCUUUCUAAAAUGCUGUGCAUGGAUCCCAGCAAAAGAAUUACGGCAAGAAGUGCUCUUCAGCAUGAAUACUUGAAGGAUGUUGGGUUUGUACCCUAAUGAUAGGGUUGUGGACCCCCUCCCCCAACUAGCUUCCUGGGAAGUGUCUAUAUAACUAAUGUGCUGUGUAGCAAUUUGUGGGAUUUUUAAUCGUGAGAAAUUAAAUGGUGUGGCCUAUAUAUCCUAUUUUUCUGUGUUUUGUUUGGCCGUGAGUUUUUUUUUUUUUUGACCUUUGUUUUGCUAUUGGAAAAACACUUUUCCCUUAUAACUUCGCCUAGCUACUAAUCUACAAGACAUUCCUUUA
This is a messenger RNA of Hibiscus syriacus, 1324 nucleotides long. Its product is annotated as cell division control protein 2 homolog A-like. Bases 196 to 1080 code for a protein of 294 amino acids. The record is from RefSeq and is a predicted model, not a curated record. The transcript is spliced from 9 exons. Gene Ontology annotation, molecular function: cyclin binding; ATP binding; cyclin-dependent protein serine/threonine kinase activity. Gene Ontology annotation, biological process: regulation of G2/M transition of mitotic cell cycle; signal transduction; protein phosphorylation. Gene Ontology annotation, cellular component: cyclin-dependent protein kinase holoenzyme complex; nucleus; cytoplasm. NCBI's taxonomy places the organism in Eukaryota, Viridiplantae, Streptophyta, Magnoliopsida, Malvales, Malvaceae.